Molecule: messenger RNA, 10622 nt
Organism: Pseudopipra pipra
Lineage: Eukaryota; Metazoa; Chordata; Aves; Passeriformes; Pipridae
Gene: C6H11orf16
Product: chromosome 6 C11orf16 homolog
Exons: 8
Coding region: 3598-5442 (614 amino acids)
Source: RefSeq, a predicted model, not a curated record
AUCGAAUUGUUAAUUGAAAAAAAAAUUUAAUCCCUGACUCAAAUGGAGCUGUGCAUAUGUAGGUACAUUAUUGUCUGCUACCAUUUUCAAUUCCAGUGUGGAAGGAAGUGGUAUGGAAGAGUAUGAUAUGUUUCUGGGUGCAGUUUUGGCUUGCUUAGUUCACAGCCUGGGGGACAGACUGUACCUGUACACCUCUGCCACAUCAGGGGUGGAGACACUGUUGUCCCAUAACAUCUGCAUUGACUGAGCUCUUUUGCAGAUACAGAGCUUCAUUCUAAUGUCAGUCCUGUAAUCUUCCAAAACUGAGUUCAUCUGGAGGGAUUUGUAGCAGAUGGCUAAUUGGUGGAUGCACAGGAUUCUUCCUUUAAAUUUAAAAACAAACAAACAAACAAACCUCACAAAGACUGACGGGACAAAAAAUAUAAAAACAAGCUUGGGUUUGAGAUACUGUGUUCGACAUCCCACCCUGAUGAGUGGAAUGUUGAUCAGUGGGGAUAUUGUUAUGACAGUCAUGUACUUAGGGUCCCCUAAGGAAAAGUAGUGCAAUUUGUUUGUUGAGCACGUGCCUCUCUAUCAGUCCUGGUAGAUGUUCUACCUCUUGGCUGCUUUUUUGAUGAGGCCUGAAGCUGGUGUGGGAUGGAGGAUGCCAAAUACAGCAUUGUGGCUUCACACAAGGGCAGCAGGAGCAGAAUGUUUCCUUGAUGGCUGGCAGUCUCAAGAAGACAAGACUGAGUGUAUGUAGCUCUCUUGGUAGUAGAUCAAGUGCUUCUUAAUCUUACAGUAUCUUCUGAAAUUUUUAAGCUAAACUGGUUUUGGUUUGGGAUUUUUUUGUGUGGUUAUACUGAUAGAAGGGCCAAAUAGUGGGAUAAUCUAAAGUAUUGAGGUAAUCCUGUAAAAUGUGGGAAUUUAGAGGAUGGGUGUCCUAUUUCUUUGCACUUGUACAAUUGGACAGCUAUAUACUGAUAUAAGUAGCAUCUGUAUACCUGUAUACAUGGGAUUAUACAGACUGAUUGCUCCAUACUAUGUUUCUGAAUUUAAACAAAACUUCAAAAUGAUUGUCUUGGUGCUGAUUGCUCUUUGUAUUCAAAUCUUACCUCUUCUUACAUAUAUUCACCUUUUAUAUGGUGUUAUACUUCCUAACAAUAAGGGAAUUUCCCAAAAUUACAAUAGAAUGCAGAUUAAAUUUGAGGGUAUUAAGCUACCUAAUAUCCUCACCUCUAAUGGAGACAAAUCCAUCACAAGUUUCCUCUUAAUAAAUGCUGUUUUUCUGUGUUCAAAAUGAAGCUUUGAAAAUUUGCUUAUGCCUUGAUGGCGAAUAUUUACCUAAAUUCUAGAUGAUUGUUAUAUUUAGACAUUGAAGUAUGACAUGCCAAUAAAUGAAAAUAGUGCUUUAGUAAACUGUAACAGAAUGUAUACAGGAAGUAAACAAAGUAGGUUCCUAAUACUUUUUCAGGUAAUCUGGAUGUAUUCAAUAACAGUUUCAAAAUUUCUAGCCCUCGGUGCCAAGUUUUGUUGCCAUCAUAGCUGUGGUGUGGGUGGAAGAGCCCAACCAGAAAUGAGCAGAUCUAACUGUAAGCUACUUUGCAUGUUGUCAGUUGACUAUAAAUUGCAGCAGUCAUUGACUCAGCGGAACAAGCGACACAAUUCAGGUAAGAGCAUGUUGCUGUAUCUAGCCAAGAUCUUCACUGAAUAUCAGUGUUUUUGAAAAUCACUUCUACCAGCCAUUCACUAACAAUGCUUCCAUAGCUCUUUAAUGAAUCCUGUUUAAUGUGAUCUCUUAUUUAAUAAGGUGUAAGAAAAAUGGAACAUUAAUUUCUUUUUUUUUAAAUAUCAUUCAGAUAUUUUCAGGUAUUCAUCACUCUUAAAAUAGCACGUCUUCUUUCCUGGAUUUUACUUCCAUCUGAAGAUUGGUGAGUCUCUGGUCUAAGAGGAAAAUGUUCCUAACACCUGAAUUUUGCACUUUGUGCUGGUAGUAAGGCAGCAGGUAACUGUUUUAUGUGAUGCUGUUGUCCAGCAGAAGUGUCAGUACUAAGCAACAAAUACUGCAAGUAUCUCUUCUUGAGGAGUUGUGUUGGUUUUGAUUUCUUGCUCUGUAAUGAUGUUUUGCUGUAAGUUUUUGUUUUGCUAUGUAGCAGACUUUUUCCUCAGACAGUAUUUUUAAGUUGUUAGCAGUAGAAAGUUUUUAGACAAUAACCUGUGUAAGUAGAAAAAGGAAAGAUGACUGGCUACUGUUUUGAUUUUACAAUGAGUCUAUAUUCACCUCUUGAUUUUUUUUAGCAUGCAUACUAAUCUGAAAUGGAUGUGUGUUCAUGCUUUCAGCCUACCUACAGAAGUACCUGUUUAAGAUGCACGUGACUUUCACUCAUGUCUAACAGCAUGCUAUAAAUGAAUUCUUAAUUAAUUGGAUUUCUGUCGUGAAAUCUAUGUGCACUAGAAAAAGAGACAACACUGAGUUCAGAGGCAUUUUCAUAGAAUAUGUUGAGAGGACAAGUCCACACUGAGUAAAAAAUUCUCUCUGUAUAAACAUGGCAGGUAUGAAGUAAUUAGAAAACAUUACAAUAUCCCCAUAUCCUUGUGAAGGAUUCAGGGGAUCCCAUUUAUGUUAUUGGAGCUGUGAUUGGAGCAUUUGAAGCUUUGCAAGAUUUUUGUGAGUAUGGAAUCUAGAUGUGUCUAGUAACCUAGCUGAAUAUUCAGGUGUGGAUUCCAUUUUAGAGGAUGUAAUAUAACUUAAGUGCUUUAGACAGCAAUGUGCAGAUGUGCAAGUGGAUGGUGAGUAAGAACAUUUUUGGAUAAAUUCUGUGUAGGCAAGUAUUGCCUUCAAGCUGUAAGGAUGGCUCACAGUAAUUCUUUAAAAAUUAACUAGUAAUUUCAAGUGUAUUUUAAGUAGCUAUUAGGUGACAGUCAUUACAUUAUCAGCACCUAUGGUGAUAUUUAGCUGUUUGAAUAAUGAUAUUGAGAAGACACUAUAAUGUAGCUUCCUAUAAACCAUUGCAAGAUUAUCUUUGUAAUAAAUCUGUAAGGGUGAUUUAAAUAGUUACACCUACUGUAAUGCUGCUCUGAAGAGAGGAUAUGGGGUUUUAGUAGGCCAGUCUGAGUCAGAGCAGUGCCCCAACAACUGUGUGCAGUCCUUUCUUAGUAUUACUAGGACAUAUAUUUUUUUCCUUUAAUAUUGAUUAUUUUUAUUGAUUAUAGUCCUCUAUCAACAGGAUUGUAUUUAGUAUUUCAUAUCUGUGUUUAAUCUGCAGGUGAGUGCAGGAGGAGCAUGAGGACCCAAGGAGAUGUUAGGCUUAGCAGAAAUUCUCUCUUCUUUCUAAAUUCUCUAAACUUCUUUUAAACCUUUUUAUGUUGAGUGGAUGUAGUACCUGACAGACAUGAAAUUAAGACUGGGAUAGCACAAGCUUUCCAUCUAUUUAAGAUAGUAUGGUGAAUGAGACAUCAAGUGAACAGAGAGAAAAAAUGAUUUGUCUUUGAAGGCUUUUUGGAAUGAAUAGGGAGUCUUUUACUGCAAUUGUAGAUUUAAUUUUUUUUCAGGAGAAGGGGGUGGAGAGAAUGUCUCAGAUGUUGGCCUGCUUUGUUUAUUGUCUACAGACAUGUUAAAUGCAGAACCUGAUGGAUGGCAAAAGCUACUGUAACCUCAUCUGUACUGAGACCCAGUGCAUACAACUGGCCCGGCCUUUCUGUGCCGACCCACUGGUCACAUUCCACGUGCACCCAGAAACACCAAACCAGGUCACUUGCUGUGAGGAUUUGUCAUUCCUUCCUUUCAUGUCUGAGCAUCUCAUCACAGAGAACUUCUACAGUGAGCCCUGUACCUUUCCCUACCAAAUGCCCCAUUCCAAUUUCCACAGAAUCCUGCAGGUAUCUGCUUUUGCAAGAAUGGCUCAUUUGGAAGGGUUCCUGCCUACGAGUCACAGGUAUUGCAGUGUGAGGCCAGCUCUGGACAAGUUCUGGGGUUCCAGCAUUGUGCCUGCCAUUAACCCCACCUGCAGGAGCUCUUUUGUAGUGUAUCCUGCCUGGAUCACUGAGCCCCUCACUCCCCAGAGGUGCCAAUGGAUUAGCCACUGCCUCCACUCCCCCUGCCUGGCGUGGGAGAGACUGGGGAGAUCCGUGUGCAUAGACAGCAACGUGCCUGUGCUGGUGAGAAGUGAACAAGAUGGAUUUUAUUACCAUGGUACAGUAAAAGAGGAGAUAGAGAGUGAAAGAGGCAUGUUCCUGGUAGAGUUUGCCAAACCACUUGUGUCCCGUGGAAAGCAUCCAGUGGGUGUGCAAAAAACAGCAAAGGAUGACAUUCUGGAGUAUGUGAAUGGGAUGAAGCACUCCUUACUCCCUGGAGACAAAGUGCUGGCACCCUGGGAGCCAGAUAUGGCCAGGUAUGGCCCAGGAACCGUCCUCACAGGCAUUGAGACAAGGGACCCCUUAAGAGCCUCAGAAGAUGAAGAAAUUACAGUCCAGUUCUGGAAUGAUAAGAAAGUGAAACUCCCACGUAAUGUGGCUCUGUGGAUCCCUCCUGGCCUGUGGGAGAGGAUUGUAGAGAUGAUCCACAUGCCCUUCACCAGCAGGCUGAAGUCCAGAGAAAAUCCGGAUGCUGGCUCUUGUAUUUUUCCCUACAGUCCUAAACCAGCCCUCAUUCCUGUUUAUGCUGGACACAGCCUUGCCAAGCACUGCUUGCUCUGCUCACCCUGCUGGCCACAUUUCCACUACCACUGUGGUGGUGCUUUGUGCUGUUUGUCAGGAUGUGUAAGGUGCAUCUGCUGCUGUCACCCCCGUGCUGAUGCCUGGCGGUCUCUUCCAUCCAGGUCUCUGGUCUUUCAGAACAAAUCUGAAGAGGCAGAGUCCAGCAGUGAGCUGUCUCCAGGCCUUCUAGAACUGGAAGGCACAAAACAAGAAGCAGCUGCAGCUGUGGCUACAUCUUCCUCCUCUUCUGAUUCAAAGUGGGACCUGAAGCCACUCCCCACUAGGAGUACUGCGGUGGACAGUGCUGUUAACACAGCCUGUGGCUGUCUUGAAAAGCCCAAGCUAAAGGAUUCUGCAAGACCUCAGUGGAAAUACUGGAAAAGAAGCCACCACAAGUCACAUUCCAGUAAUUCAGGACUUGGCAGUUGCAGCAGCACAUGUAUGAAGGGCAAGCUGGAAUCCAAAGCCAUCUCCAUUGGGGACACAUCCCAUGUGGGCCCAGCUAAUCGGAGUGCAAUGUUUGAAACCAUUGAGCUGUCUCCCAGAGGGCAACUCACAGUGAAAGAAAUCUUAAGAGACCAAGAUUUCAAGCCAUCACUGGAGGAAGAAGGUUUUGCAGCAUCAGAAAAACAAAGAAACAAAAGAGCGUCAGAUGAUAAAUGUAAAGCGACUUGCGUGGGCGAUGGCAAACUUGAUGUUAGAGAGCAUGUCAGAGCUCACUUGCAACAAAGCAGAGAGAGACAUGAUCAACCAGAAUUCAGCACAUGAAGUUCAGGGGCUGAAAUUUCAGGUAAACUGCUUAUACUCUAUCAGUGUUAUACUUAUUAAGCAAAUCAAGUUCUGGUUUAGGUACUGUCUCAGUGGAAUACCUUUAUGGAGGACUAUAUGGUUUUAAUACUGAGAAAGUAUAUUUCUACCCACAUCAAACUUCAGCAUCCUCACUCUUUACUCCAAGGUGUGAUAAUAAAUUCCUAACUACUUGAACUUGACUUUACAGUUCUGGAGAGAUCAGAUGAACUAGUAUGAGCACUAAAAGCCUGAACAGAUGCACAGCAAGAGUCCAAUAAACCUCCAAUUUGCCUACAGUUCUAUAGAGUGAGCCAGAGGAAUUCAGGAAAGCAAUUUUUGUUAGUAGAAAGCCAGAAGGAAUGCAGAAACAAUACAAGUUGACAGCUGAAAGUAUUUUUUUCAGGAUUAAAGCAGAAGACAAAGUAGCCAGAGGGUAAAAGACCUGCUACUGUAGAAACAAAUAACAAAAUGCUUAGAGAUCCAGCAUUCAAGUCACUGAAUUUUAUGUUCAAAUGAAAAUUACUGAAACCUUAAUACAUCAGCUACAAAAAGAUGACAGAUCUAUAUAGGUCACAUCACUAAUUCUAAACAUGGAACCUGAUCCUUUGGGAAAGUAAAGCAUCCAGGGAAUUUUGUUAGCAGGACUGCUCGUGUUUAAAGCAUAUGAACUUGUCCAUAAGCUGCUGUCUGCAGGUACUCAGCAGUACUUUUCCCCUGCAGGAAAUAGGACAAUUCAGGGUACCCCACUGCCCUCAGAAAAGGCAGCUAACUGGGGUUGAGCCUGGUCUGCAAAGGGACAGGACUUGAGGGGGCAAUAAUUUACGUGCCUAUACUGAACAUCUGACAUAUAUUCAAGCACCUUUCUGAGCUGGGGUCCUAGGUAGUGAAUUCUGUUUACAUUUUAUUUCUUUAUUAGGAUAGUAAAAGUAUAGAGAAGAGAAUGGAUUAUGAGCCAGCUGCUCUAAAAUCAGUGCCGUCCUACAGAAGCUAAUGCACAUCCAUAUUCAUACCACACAGAUCAUGCUCUCUGUGGUCCACAAUGCGACAUGGAGGUUCUGUCUGAGCAUACUAUAAAAGAAGCAGUCCUCACAAAGGCUUGAUCAUGUAUUUUAUUCCACUGAUUGUAUCUUUAGUUGUUUAAAGCAGAAGAAUCUGGAAUUACACAGUCACAUAAUUGGAUUUAAAAGGCACACAGUGUACAAAUAUUUAUAAAAUCGGUGUACAAAGUGGGUUGCAUAUAAUUGCAUUAAGUAGAAAACAAAUAUACAGACCAUAAAAAUGGAGUCCCAAAGAGGAAGCUACUAUUAAAGUGCUAACAAGAAAAGGAUAUUUAUAGUUCAUUACAUGCAGUAAAAAGAGCCUUGUAUUUUAUUCCCGUGAUGUCAAGAAACAACAAACAUCACAGAACAAAAGUUAAAUCAACACUUUGUCCUGCAUUGACACCUACUACGAGGGUUUUUUUCACCAUGUCAUCUGAGAUUGCUGUGACAGAAUAGAUGCCGGGAGAAACUUCGAUAUACAAGUCUUUGGAAGCUUGUCUGGUCUUUAAGAGGAAAAAAAAAACAAAGCUUCAUUACUGGUUAGCCAUCCUAGAUUUCCCACAAAAAUAAAAAUUUUGAAUUUGGUUAAAAAAAUUACAUUUCAGCUGCUAUAUAAACGUACUAAGAUUUUUCAAAAUCAGCGUGGACAAAACUGUGAAAUGUUCCUGUGGAAGUGAUUGCUAUGCUGUAAUCUGUGUCUCACAAAACUGAAAGUUAGCAACCUAGACAGUUUUGAACAUAAACCUGGAAAACAUUCCCUAUCAUAAGGGUGCUCCCAUUAAUUUGUACUGUGGGACAAAUUCUGUGUUUCUUGUCUAUUGUGUCUUAGCAGUUCUUGAAAUUGAUUUGGUGAGGUGUUAGGCUUUUAGAAAUAAAACCAGAUUUCUUCUCCUUGAGGAACAGGAGUCUUCAGAGAGCCUGUAUGAGGGCUAAGCAACUGCUGUGUGCCUUGCUGCACACUUUUCCUCAGGAGCACAAGUGAGGUGAGACUGGAGAAGUGCUGCCUUAUUGCUGCUGAUGUAAUUCACAAAAGCCUAGAGCUUUAUGGGUGUUUCACGUUCUGUACCAGUCUAACUGGUACAGACUCUUAACUGGUUAUGUGCCAGACUGCCACAAUCUGGCUUCUGAUUAACUGUGCAACUCUCAGUGUGCCCAUUUUCCUGCCUAUACAUACCCCCCCCAGUAUUGGGAAUGCACCACUUGUUAAUCUUCUGUGUCAUCCAAGGCUCCACAUCUGUCACAAUUUUUAACCAGCUUGAUGCAAAAUGAUGAUAAAGAAAUGCUAUCAAAUACCUCCAUUUAAAACCAAAGUAUUCUAUAAACUUACACGUUGCUGGCAAGUUUGAGCUCGACUGGGUGCUCUGGAAGCUUCAGACCUCUGGAAAGAAAAAGAUACUGUUUUCUAAUGAUACAACACAUCCAGCCCAAGUGAGGUGAUGUGUCAUGUGCAGGAAAUUUUCCCCUCCAUGAAAGGACUGAUAUGACACUGGUUGGUGCCACCAGAAGUUACUCUGUCUUCCCACCACCCAACAGAAGGCUUAGAUCAGUCCAGGUGUUCCUAAGUCCAUACUGUCAACCUACAUAUAUUAGUGUCUCACAGAUGGAUGGAUAACAAUUAUCCUGCUGCAAGGGAAGGAAUGACCUUAAAUCAAAACCAAAAGUACCUACCUCUUCUUCCUCCUCUCUUUCCUCUGCCUGCUUGCCAUGGUAUUUGCAGAUGUGUUUAAUUUCAUGCUCUUUGCACCUCGGGGCUCCCACGAAGCUAUAGUACUUCUGGACAACAAUAGAAACACAGAAUAUUAUGUGGGGAGGCAUCAAAGGCCAUACUCACAGCUACUGCAGAUUUACAACUGAAAGUGGAACUGCACAGCUACUGACUUCCUCUAUUAAUUGGCUGGUUUGUUCUCUUGUGAGGACGAAAACAAUGCCUGGAUGUCCACAAGACACCUGCCUUACGGUACAAGACUGUCAGCCCUGAUUUUAGAAGCCUGUCUCCUGACACAAUAUGUAGGGAGGGACUCUGGCACCUCAGAACUGAACUCAUGAAAAUGUCAGAAGGAAUACUCUGGAAAUACCUUCCUGAUCAGGCUCUUCAAGAAAAGCUCGGGUGGAAGAAGGCACAGUUUAUGGGUCCUUAAUAGGACAUAUAUGCCAGCGAGGUGCUUUGCAACCUAGCCAGUGAAGAUUCAUUCUGCAGGGCACAUGCAGGAGCAGCACUCUAAAAGCAGAACAUGUUAAUACUGAAAACUGAGUCAGUAAAGAACCUAAAGUGUUUUCAAGGCUGGUACCAGUAGCACAGCAGUUUUGAGAACUGCUGUAUUUAAGUCUACAGCAGCCCUCUUCUGGUUCAGCUGCAAAGGUACUGGAACCUUCCUCACUGCAAAUUAAAUAUUAGAGUACAGCUCUGCUGCCAUCUGUUGUCACAAGAGAACUCCUCCCAGGGUUACCUUUUUGAUCACAGGGACCAAAAAGUUCCAAAAUAUCUAUUUUAUUUCACUUAUGUUGUCCUCGACCCUCGCUGUCAGGACUAAACAUAACAAAAAUAAGGCUAAUAGCAAUUCUGAUUUCCAUAUCUACUGCUAUGCUUUAUUCCUCGAGCUUAUGCACAAAUCAAGAGAUCUGGUUGCUUGUAUUGUGGUUUCUGUGGAGCUAUGUCCCAAAAUACAUCAAAUGCUCUGACCUAUUGCAUGCUUUGCAGCACAUCUCUGUAUCACAGGAGGUGAGCUGGAUUCUUUUACGUGAUGGCACAGAGCAAAGAAAUUAAAUCAAACUUUUGGUGAGUAAUGAGGGUAAACUUAGGUCCCUUAGUAACUCCAAACAACUCAGCUUAAAUCCCAGUUCUAAUUGUUUGCAUCUAAGUGGCUAAAUGGUUAUGUUCAGCUGGAGAUUUUUAUUUGCGCUUUUUAAACUUUAUCCAUGAACUUACAGGUCUGACAAUUCCCCCUUUUUAUGACUCCUCUACAGAAAUGACUGAAGCAGUACUGUCUUGGCUGAUGCAUAAGUGUGGAAAUCAUUUACUGCUUUUCCAACUCUAAUACUGUUAGCAGGCCAUAAGGUAGACCCAUAGAAUAAUAUAGGUUGGAAUAAGAUCAUACAGUCCAACCAUAAACUUAGCACUGCCAAUUCCACCGCUAAGGAUGAAUCUCUAUACACUUGUAUUUUUGUUUCAUCUUGUGUAAAACUCUAUUCUGCCUGAGUUGUUUUCAGGAUUAACUGGUUACUGUGUAUGUAGUGCUUUCAAAUGAUAGAAGAGUUGCUUAAGAUCUAAUCAUUUGGCGUGAUGAAGUACUGUUUUCUCUAAUGUAAUUGCAGACUUAGCCUGUGUUAUUAACUCUGCAGACAACGAGCUCCCUGCUGUGUUGUAACAGCUCCCGAGGGGCACAGCCUCAAUGAACUGCGGUGGAAUUCACAGAGACUUCAGUGCAGCAGCUGGGCUGCAGGGCUGCGUUCACAAGGAUGAGCUGGCAGAGGUUGGCUCCUGGUCCAUCCACCCCAUAAGGCAAUGACACCUGGCAGCCAAAGCCAGCAUGAAAGCAGUGGAGCUGUGCAUCUGUAAGCCAUACCCCUCCAUUUCUACUUAUCACAAAGGUAGGGUGCUGCUCAGAACUGAGCCCACAGUCCUCAUCCAGUGGCAACAUCCCAGAUCAACUUCGACCCAGUUUCAUCUGGGAAUGGAGUUGGUUUUCUUCCUAGUAGCUGGUAAAGUAGCUGUAUUUUGGAUUUGGUACAAGUAUAAUGUUAAUAACAAACUGAUGUUUUGGUUGUUGAAUGGUGCUUACCCUAAAUCAAGGACUUUUCAGUGUCUCAUGCUCUGCCAGCAGGGAGGUGCACAAAAAGAUGGGAGGGAGCCUAGCCAGGACAGCUGACCCAAACUUGCCAGAAGGGUAUUCCAUACCAUGGACUGUCAUGCUCAGUAUAAACUGGGAGAGUUGGCUGGGGGGGACUGCUGUUUGGGGACUGGCUGGGCAUUGGUGGUGAGCAACUGUAUUGUGCAUCCCUUGUUCUUCUUGGGUUUUAUUUGUCUCUCUCCUUUUCAUUACAAUUAUUAUUGUUAUUGUUAUUAUCAUUACUAUUAUUAUAUUUUACUUUGUUUCAAUUAUUAAACUGUUCUUCUCUCAA